Pipistrellus nathusii (Nathusius's pipistrelle) is the source of this 1665-nucleotide messenger RNA. The record is from the annotation of a GenBank genome assembly. Lineage: Eukaryota; Metazoa; Chordata; Mammalia; Chiroptera; Vespertilionidae.
AUGGCCGAAGCGGGCGCGGGCUUCGUGGAGCAGCUCAAGGCGUGCGCGGUGUGGUCCUGGACGUACCUGUGGGCCGUGUGGUUCUUCCUCGUGCUCUUCCUGGUCUACGUGCUGCGGGUGCCCCUGCGGAUCAACGACAACUGGAGCGCAGUGAGCAUGUUUUUGAAUACAUUAACACCGAAGUUCUACGUGGCCCUGACAGGCACUUCCUCACUAAUAUCGGGGCUUAUUUUGAUAUUUGAAUGGUGGUAUUUUCGCAAGUAUGGAACAUCAUUCAUUGAACAAGUCUCAGUAAGCCACUUGCGCCCCCUUCUGGGAGGGGUUGACAACAACUCCUCCAACAAUUCUAACUCCAGUAAUGGGGACUCAGAUUCCAACAGGCAAAGUGUCUCAGAAUGCAAAGUAUGGCGAAAUCCACUAAAUUUAUUUCGGGGUGCUGAAUAUAAUCGAUACACUUGGGUGACAGGACGAGAACCUCUGACUUACUAUGACAUGAAUCUCUCUGCCCAGGACCACCAGACUUUCUUUACUUGUGACUCGGACCAUCUGCGCCCUGCAGAUGCAAUAAUGCAGAAAGCCUGGAGAGAGAGAAACCCCCAAGCUAGAAUUUCGGCAGCGCAUGAAGCAUUAGAAAUAAAUGAGUGUGCAACUGCUUAUAUUCUCUUGGCUGAAGAGGAAGCAACAACCAUUGCCGAAGCAGAAAAGCUGUUUAAGCAGGCCCUGAAGGCUGGAGAUGGCUGCUACCGGCGCUCUCAGCAGCUGCAGCAUCAUGGAUCCCAGUACGAAGCCCAGCACAGACGAGACACCAAUGUCUUGGUCUACAUCAAAAGAAGGCUAGCAAUGUGUGCCAGAAGACUCGGGAGGACCAGGGAAGCAGUGAAAAUGAUGAGAGAUUUAAUGAAGGAGUUCCCCUUGCUAAGCAUGUUCAACAUCCACGAAAACCUUUUAGAGGCCCUUCUGGAGCUACAAGCAUAUGCUGAUGUUCAGGCAGUUUUAGCAAAGUAUGAUGAUAUAAGCUUACCAAAGUCGGCAACAAUAUGCUACACAGCUGCCUUGCUCAAAGCCAGAGCUGUCUCUGACAAAUUCUCUCCCGAGGCUGCAUCUCGACGGGGGCUGAGCACAGCAGAGAUGAAUGCAGUCGAGGCCAUUCACAGAGCUGUUGAGUUCAAUCCUCAUGUGCCAAAAUACCUACUAGAAAUGAAAAGCUUAAUUCUACCCCCAGAACAUAUCCUGAAGAGAGGGGACAGUGAAGCAAUAGCAUAUGCGUUCUUUCACCUGGCACACUGGAAGAGGGUGGAAGGGGCUUUGAAUCUUUUGCAUUGUACGUGGGAAGGCACUUUCCGGAUGAUCCCUUAUCCCCUAGAAAAGGGGCAUCUCUUUUACCCUUACCCGAUCUGCACAGAAACGGCAGACCGAGAGCUGCUCCCGUCUUUCCACGAGGUCUCAGUUUACCCAAAGAAGGAGCUUCCCUUCUUCAUCCUCUUCACUGCCGGACUGUGCUCCUUCACAGCCAUGCUGGCCCUCCUGACGCACCAGUUUCCGGAACUUAUGGGGGUCUUCGCCAAAGCUUUCCUCAGCACGUUGUUCGCCCCCUUAAACUUCGUCAUGGAGAAGGUGGAGAGCAUCCUCCCCUCCAGCCUGUGGCACCAGCUGACCCGCAUCUAG